AUGCAAGCUGCAAUAUGCUUGCUCUAUUCGGCUGUCCGUACCGGCUCAGAUGACAUAAUCAUGAGCGCUGAACAUGCGCUUUUCCAUUUGUUACGUUGUGAUCCGAAAUUGCUCUAUGGUUGGUUGCAAUCCGUAGAACGCAUUGUGGAUGGUAUCAACUGUGGCCACAAUGGUGGCAGUAUUCUUAUGGACGCAGGAGAUAUUUCACCGUUGUUUUUGGAGGCGCCCCCUUCGUCGGGGGACUACAUGAGUCCAGCCACUAGUCCAUAUCCGUCCACCACAAAAUGUCUACAAAACUGUAUAACGAUGACAUCCAAUUACACCACUCCAGACCAUCAAAGUCAUAAUGAUUCCGGUUUCAACAGUGGUUUCUCGAGUCCGGCAGCGUUUUUUGAGAUGAAG
Molecule: messenger RNA, 402 nt
Organism: Anisakis simplex (herring worm)
Lineage: Eukaryota; Metazoa; Nematoda; Chromadorea; Rhabditida; Anisakidae
Source: the annotation of a GenBank genome assembly